CCUUCUCUUCUCUCUCCACAAGACUAAUUUAACUCCAGAAUUUUAAGAAGAUCUCCACAUUCACAGGCAUUUCCGGGUUCAAUCGAAAAGAAGGCAUAAUGGCAAACAGGAGUUUAGAGAUGGGUCUGAUCCUGGUUCUAGUUACCAUGUUCUGGGCAGGGGCCAGAGCUCAGUCAAGUUGUACAAAUGUGUUGAUCAGCUUGUCGCCGUGUCUCAAUUACAUAACAGGGAACUCUUCAACCCCUUCUUCUCAAUGCUGCACACAGCUUGCUAGUGUUGUCCGAUCAUCACCUCAGUGCUUGUGUCAGGUUCUUAAUGGUGGUGGCUCAUCUCUGGGGAUUGAUGUCAACCAGACUCAGGCUCUAGCUUUGCCCAAUGCUUGCAAUGUUCAGACUCCACCUACCAGCAGUUGUAAUGCCGACGCUCCAGCAGGAUCACCAGAAUCUUCCAGCACAGUUCCAGGAUCUAAAACUGUACCAGCAACAGAAGGAGGACCCUCAUCAGAUGGAAGUUCGAUCAAGUUGUCAUUCUCUCUGCUCGUCUUCCUGCUCUUUGCAGCAUCAUACAGUUCAAUCUUCACGACAUACUGAUUCCAUUACCUCCACAACCAACAUACUUUAGUGAUUACAAUUAUUAUUGUAUUCUUUAUUAAUAUCGAGUUUCCUCUUGGUUGAGGUUUUAUGUCAUAAUUAUUUCGCAACCCUCUUCAGGGUUGGUGUCAUUUUGUAUUACUGAAGAGAUUUCUAGAUCUCUUCCCCUCUCAAUAAAAAUAUUAUUUGGUUGGCUUCAA
This is a messenger RNA of Pistacia vera, 790 nucleotides long. RefSeq names its product non-specific lipid-transfer protein-like protein At2g13820. Gene Ontology annotation, molecular function: lipid binding. NCBI's taxonomy places the organism in Eukaryota, Viridiplantae, Streptophyta, Magnoliopsida, Sapindales, Anacardiaceae. The coding region runs from base 99 to 590 and encodes 163 amino acids. The record is from RefSeq and is a predicted model, not a curated record. Gene Ontology annotation, biological process: lipid transport. The transcript has 3 exons.